GCUAGCUGCAUCUACUCUUUCGAAUGCAUGACGUCAUGUAUGACGUGUACCGGGCUUGGCGGCGACGUUAGGCGUCGAUUUCAGUCAUUCGCGAGACGCUGAGAACGUAACAUAACUCCGAUUCCUUCUAACCUGUUUCAGGAGAUCCUGUGAUAAGUCGAUACCAUGUCUCACUCCGUCACCAUACGAACAACCACGACCACCACCAGUGGCUCGACGAUCAUCCUGAACACUGGCUACUUAAGAACUUUUCCUGGAAUUCUAAAAUUUCUUGAAGUUGCACUGGGCAUCGUCUGUGUUGGGAUCAUUGGGCAUGAUCACGACUCUGGCUAUUCUGUGGCGCUGUCGUCAACGCCUAGGAUAUUUUUCCUUCUCAUGACGACGACUUUCAUGAUAGCAUCUUUCAUUCUUCUGGUAUCGUGCCUCGCGUCCUUGUCAACCGGCUCGAUCAUAUCAAAAACUAUCUACGAGGUGAUCUAUCAUUCGAUCGGAUUUGGAUUACUCCUCGCAGCAUCCCUUAACCUUCUUAUAGACGUUACAAAAAAUAACCGCGUUUACAAUUAUGAUGCCUUAUUGGCAGCAUCGGUUAUAGGACUGGUCAAUGCGGCGCUAUACCUUUUGAGUACUUUACUAGCUCUGAGAUCCUACAGAGGUAUUUAAGUGCCGAAUAUCGUACGGGAUUCAUCCUGCUUAAAGAAGCGUCAGUUUGCACUUAAGACACAGUCAUUACCAAAGUUGUGAGGGAUGCAGAAUAGCAACUGUCAGGCGCAAGUGAAGACUGUCGUACCAUCGUUACCAUCGUAUGAUAAAUAUGUAAAAGUUUAGGAUAUUAAAAAUUAAUCGGUGCUGUGGUAUGCAUUGCAUAACUUAAGAAGUUUAAUACAUAGGUAUAUCAUAAAAAGUGUCAAUUCGGCAAAGAAUACUAAAAUUUUUUUGAUGAAUAUAUAUACAUACCUAUAUAUAUACUAUAGUAGAUUUUUGUCGGUGUAUUUUUGAGCUGUUUUUAAGGUCAAUUUAUUGUCAAUGUUCAAAGUAUAACGAUAAGCUUUCUACUUUUAUAAUAACCUUAUAGUAAUGGUCAAUGUCUAACAAUAUUAUCCUCAUUUCUCGUCGUCGCUGCAAUGUCGUGUCUUAUAUAGUUUACAACUAACAAGUAUAAUCGGGAGAAACCAGCGUCAAAAAAUCCUGCCAA
Diprion similis is the source of this 1192-nucleotide messenger RNA. RefSeq lists its product as uncharacterized. Bases 166 to 660 code for a protein of 164 amino acids. NCBI's taxonomy places the organism in Eukaryota, Metazoa, Arthropoda, Insecta, Hymenoptera, Diprionidae. Gene Ontology annotation, cellular component: membrane. The record is from RefSeq and is a predicted model, not a curated record. The transcript has 5 exons.